AGUUGACAAGCUUAGUGACCAAAUUGGUAUUUAACAUUCAGUCCUCUGCCUUUCCAAUCGUCGCGUCUCCAAGUGGAUAAAGAUAAACCUCCCUUGCGUUAAACCGCUCAAAAACCUCCCGACCACCGGCGGUAGUAAUGUCCACAGUCACUGCCACGGCUGCCUUGUUCGCUGCAAAACCCUUCGCCAUUUCUGCGUCGUUUCCUUCCCUUUGCAAGCUUUCGAUUCCCUUCGUUUCGCACAAGUUUCUCUCCUCCGCUAAAGCUUCGUUCUUUCCCUUGCAAUUCCCUCGCUCUUCAUCUCCACUUCCCGGGUUAAUUUCGUGCAAAUCCUCCAUAAAGGAUGACCAAGAAGAAGUAGCUGAAGCAGACACUGAGGCGGGCCAGGAUUUUGAUGAGUCUGACGGAGAGGAUUACGAGUUUGACGUGGAUGAGCUCGAACAGGAAGCUAAAGUUGCAGUCAGGGAGUACUCGUCGUCCUUAUCCCGUGAAUUGAUAAUCGACGAUGAGGCUGAUACCAGAAAGGAAUCGAGGAAGCAGAGGAGGAAGAAGCUCACAGUUAAAGAGAUUCCAGAUCAUCUUCUCUCGAAGCUAGCCAUUGUUGGAAGACCGAAUGUUGGGAAAUCAGCAUUGUUUAACCGCCUUGUUGGGGAGAACAAGGCUAUUGUGGUGGAUGAACCUGGAGUUACUCGUGAUCGUCUCUACGGAAGAUCAUUUUGGGGUGAUCAUGAGUUCAUGGUGGUGGAUACCGGAGGGGUAAUCACUGUGUCGAAAUCAAAAAACGAGGUUAUGGAGGAACUUGCUAUCACAACGACCAUUGGCAUGGAAGGGAUUCCGCUUGCCUCUAGGGAAGCUGCGGUUGCCAGGAUGCCCUCAAUGAUCGAGAGACAAGCAACUGCUGCUGUGGAGGAAUCCUCUGCCAUUAUAUUCCUUGUUGAUGGACAGGCAGGCCUAACAGCAGCUGAUGUGGAGAUAGCAGAUUGGCUAAGAAAGCAUUACUCCCACAAGUUUGUGAUUCUUGCCGUCAAUAAGUGUGAAUCUCCGAAGAAAGGGAUCAUGCAAGUUUCAGACUUUUGGACAUUGGGCUUCUCACCCCUCCCUAUAUCGGCUUUAUCUGGAACUGGAACUGGGGAGCUCCUUGACCUUGUGUGUUCAGGACUAGCUAAAGCAGAGGUUUCAGAAGAUCUCCAUGAAGAACAAGAUGAAGAUUACGUUCCAGCAAUUUCAAUCGUUGGCCGGCCAAAUGUUGGGAAAAGCAGCAUUCUAAAUGCAUUGGUUGGUGAAGAUAGAACUAUAGUUAGCCCCAUCAGUGGAACUACACGUGAUGCCAUUGAUACUGAAUUUACAGGACCAGAUGGCCAGAAGUUUCGACUCAUCGAUACAGCUGGAAUCAGGAAAAGGGCCGCUGUGGCUUCUUCAGGUAGCACCACAGAGGCAUUAUCAGUGAACCGAGCAUUUCGAGCCAUUCGGCGUUCUGAUGUUGUUGCCCUUGUCAUUGAGGCCAUGGCAUGCAUCACAGAGCAGGAUUUUAAAAUAGCUGAAAGAAUUGAGAAGGAAGGUAAAGGCUGCCUGAUAGUUGUGAAUAAAUGGGACACCAUACCAAACAAAAACCAGCAGAGUGCAGUGUACUACGAACAAGACGUGCGAGAGAAACUCCGUAUACUUCAAUGGGCUCCCAUAGUUUAUGCCACUGCAAUUUCUGGCCACAGCGUUGACAGGGUAAUUGUUGCAGCUAGUGAAGUCGAAAAGGAGAGGUCGAGGAGGCUAAGUACAGCCACAUUGAAUCAAGUGGUACAGGAAGCACUGGCCUUUAAGUCGCCUCCAAGGACUCGAGGUGGUAAGAGAGGCCGUAUCUAUUACUGCACUCAGGCUGCAAUCAGGCCGCCCACAUUCGUGUUCUUCGUAAACGACGCAAACCUCUUCCCUGAGACUUAUCGAAGGUACAUGGAGAAGCAACUCCGCAAGGAUGCAGGAUUUCCAGGCACUCCAAUACGGUUACUGUGGCGCAACAGAAGGAAAAUGGGGAAAAUGGAUGGUGGUGGUGGCAAAGGAUCAGGAGGAAGAGCACAACUGAGCCUGAAAUCUCGUGGGAGAAAGUUGGCACUAACUUCAUGAAAAAAGAGUCUGCCCAAGAGUGUUGGCUGCCUCAGUAGGACUGAUGGGGGACCUGCUGCAAAUUGCAAUAUGCUUGUACAGGGAAGCUGCUAGAUAAUGAUAACAAUCAUAAUUGUUGUUUAUGUCCAAUGAUCGUUCUUCAUUGAUGAAUGUGAUUAAUGGUGGUUGCAUAUUCAUACUUCAUAAAUCUUAUUACUUAACCAUUAGUACCAAAAGUUUAUCCAG
This is a messenger RNA of Linum tenue, 2339 nucleotides long. The record is from the annotation of a GenBank genome assembly. Lineage: Eukaryota; Viridiplantae; Streptophyta; Magnoliopsida; Malpighiales; Linaceae.